This is a messenger RNA of Anopheles darlingi, 1557 nucleotides long. RefSeq lists its product as uncharacterized. Gene Ontology annotation, cellular component: axoneme; radial spoke. The record is from RefSeq and is a predicted model, not a curated record. The coding region runs from base 79 to 1557 and encodes 492 amino acids. Lineage: Eukaryota; Metazoa; Arthropoda; Insecta; Diptera; Culicidae. The transcript is spliced from 2 exons. Gene Ontology annotation, biological process: cilium movement involved in cell motility; cilium assembly; axoneme assembly.
GAAGAGCAAUCUAGGAAACAUUUGUUUCAGCAAUUCGUUCAGCGAUUUUGCCGUUCAUAGCCACCACGCAUCACGAAGAUGAACUUUCCGCCCGGUACAAACAAUUUUGAAGCCGAAUUGUUGAAUAAAAUCAAGGCCAAAAACUGGAUUUCACUCGAAAAAUGUAGUUCCAUUGCAAAAACACAGCUUCAGCAAAACGUGGGACGAAACGGCGAUAACCUUUUCUGCCUGUUGGCACGAUUGAUUACCAAAUUGCUGAACGAAGCAUCCGCGGUGGGAGUUGUCGAUUUAUUUGAAGAAUACUGUCGUCAGGUGAAGGCGGAUUUCUUUUCUCCUUGCCAACCCAGACUGCAUACUGAGUCUGUUGGGGAGGUUGAGAAUGAAAAACGUAUCCUGCUGGCUCGACAAACACUGGAAGCUAUAGAUCAAAUCGAGAGCGAAAAGACGACUUGGCGUCCAGCAGAUAAUCAGUUGUUUGUACGUGAACUCAAUGCCAUGGGAUUUGGGUUGCCCCGUGGGAUGGAUUACUUUAUCUGUGCCGAAAUGGACCGGCGAGUGCGCACUGACCCGCAUGUAAAAUUAUGCCAAUUCUGGGGCAUCGUGAGGGCAACGCGGUGUGAUUACUACAUUCUAGAGCUGGAGCAUCAUAAUCAAGGUUCGAGUAGCUCCAUCCAGUGGCCAGCUAGUAGUAGUCCACGACACUCGGAGAUAGUUUCCGGUAUCAUAAGUUCCUUGUUGGCACAUGGAUCGGAGACAUCGGAUGAAACCUGCAGUCCUUCUGAUCCGGUAGAGGCAGAAGCUUCGCUAAAAGAGAUUACCAUCCCGGUUGUUCUAGAUAUCUUGAAUGAUUUAAAUCUGACGGAAAGCAGCCUGGAACUGGCUCGAUACAAGAAAGACGUUGAUACAUUGCUAACGGAAAUAAUCAACAGCUUAUCCUGUAUUUCCACUGAAUCACUGGAUUCGAACUGGGAAACACCAUCGAUGGUGGAAGAAGCACGUGCACGUGAAAGGGAGGCCGCAGAAUCACUGCUACGCGCUCGCCUAGAACGUCUGCAACUGGAAGCGCGACUGAACAAGAACACCUAUUUGGUUUCGGAAAACCCACGAACGAAACCAUGGCACCUGUUGCCGGACGUAACGAUCGACCAAAUUCAACUGUCGGAAUCCACGCCGCGUCUACUUGUCGGUCCAGAUCUGCAGGCACCGGUUCGUCAAUGCGUCUCCGGGGAGACGGAGGAAAAUUGGUUACGGGCAAGGAUUGCGAAGAUAUCAGCCUAUCGCGAUGGAAACAUUGAUGGCUCGGCAGCGAACCUUUCGUUGGCCAAGUGUCUGUCGGGAUUGUACUACGGCUCAACGACAGAGUACGAUCAGGAACUGGUGGGCGAGCUAGCUGAACGAUGGUGCGAACGAAAAGAGUUCGGCAUGCAGUAUUGGUCGUCGGAAAAGUGGCCCGGCUUAUGUGCGUUCAAUGCUGACUCUCAAUUCCAUUGCCGAUAUUUUGGCUGGGGUCUAGAGAAGCAAUCGCAAUGGUUCAAUCCCAUCCCUCCGAUAAUAUGA